Messenger RNA from Ziziphus jujuba (common jujube), 1288 nucleotides. RefSeq lists its product as uncharacterized. The transcript has 5 exons. Lineage: Eukaryota; Viridiplantae; Streptophyta; Magnoliopsida; Rosales; Rhamnaceae. Bases 249 to 1022 code for a protein of 257 amino acids. Gene Ontology annotation, molecular function: ubiquitin binding. The record is from RefSeq and is a predicted model, not a curated record.
AACCUCCUCAAGCAAUCCAAAACACAGACACAAAAAGAAAUAGAAAAGGAAAACCUGACCCCAAGGAGUGAAACCAAAACCCCAACCCUAAAAAAGCUUAUCAUAAUUCUCUUAAACCUAACCCUAAUUCUCUCUCUCUCUCUCUCUCUCUCUCUCUCUGUGAAUAAUCGGAUUGAAUCGGUUUAGCAUCUGGAGGUUGGGAAUAGGAACAACGUUGAGCGAGAUAGAGAAAGAUAUUGGUUUGAACGAUGUCUGCUGCAGUGUGCGGAAGCAAGAGAUCCUUUUUUGAAGACCUUCCUCCAUCCCCUCCUCUUUCCAAGAGGCUUCGUUGCUCUUCUUCUACCUCUCCUAUUCGUUUCGCUGCUCCUUCUCUCCUCGAUCAGUUGCGCUCCGUUUUCCCUCAUAUGGACCCUCAGCUUCUUGAGAGAGCCUUAGAAGAAUGUGGCAAUGAUAUAGAUGCUGCCAUCAAGAGCCUGCGUGAGCUUUGCCUAUCUGCAGAGGGAAAUUCUGGUCCCACCAAGAACCCAGAUGCAACUGAGGAGAAAGGUUCAUUGAAUGAUGAUGGAGAUGCUGCUGAGGAUUCAUCAGCACCAAACAACCUUCCUGUGGAUGGUGCAGAAUGGGUGGACUUGUUUGUCAGGGAGAUGAUGAGUGCUACCAGUCUGGAUGAUGCUAGAGCCCGUGCAUCAAGGAUACUUGAGGUUUUAGAGAAAUCCAUCAGUGCACAUGCUGGUGCUGAGGCAGCCCAAGCUUUUCAAAAGGAAAAUUUGCUGCUGAAGGAGCAACUUGAAGGAUUAAUAAGAGAGAAUACCAUUCUGAAACGAGCUGUAGCUAUUCAGCAUGAACGUCAAAAGGAGUAUGAGGACCGGAAUCAGGAGAUGCAACAUUUGAAGCAGGUGGUGUCUCAAUAUCAGGAGCAGUUGAGGACGCUUGAGCUGAACAACUAUGCAUUGUCGAUGCAUCUGAAGCAGGCUCAGCAAAGCAACUCAAUCCCUGGACGUUUCCAUCCUGAUGUCUUCUGAUGAAAGAUCGACGUAGUGUUUCAUAAAUAGAGUCAAGCCAUAAAUGCUGCAUUAUGCAGCCAAGUUUAAAUGUGUGUAGCUGUUGUAGAUCGAGGCUGUUGUGUAUGUCUUCAAUGUUCCAAGUUAAUGGUCAUCCAGCGUGGACUUUGUUUUUUUUUUUUUUUGGUACAAGUUUGGAUCUGCCUUAAAUUUUUGGUUUAUAAUUUAUAUCUAUUUAAUUUGGAAUCGAGAAUUUUUUACUAAUGAAAAAAGGUGGUUUUUGGGAA